GUCAUGAUUGGAAUUUGAUUUUCGGAAUGAAUAUACCAGAGUCCCUCGAUUCAUUCUUGACAUUAUCUUUGUUUCGACCAUAUUGUUUGUUUGCUGCAGCUGAAGCUUUACUGAUUUGCAAGAGCACAGUUUGCACUCCUCAGCUAACCAACAGUAGAUUUGGAAGGUUCCCCAGCUUGAGGCAAUGGGCAUAUGUCAAUUGUUAUCAAACAGAAGAUGCGGAUGUUGUUUCCUGUCUCCAAUUCACUUUCAAGAGAAGCCCUCUAAAUCAAGACACAGAAGGGUAGCAGCAGCUUCUGUGGAUGGAGAAAAUAGUGUUCCAACACUCACACCUUUGCAAGCAGGUGAUAAGAAACCAAGAAAACAGACACUUGCUGCCUUAAUUGGGGGCGCUAGUGCAGCUCUGCUUGUGGUGAUCAUUUUGGUGCUUGUGUAUAUCUGCUUGAUGCGUGUUAAAAGAUUCAUGAGGAGAACAUCUGAUACAGCAUCUUCCCUGCCAUCUCCUACUGUUGAGCUGGAAGGAAUUAAAACUUCCCACUAUGCUGGUGCUCCAUCUCCACAUGAUACACAAAACCUAAGGCAACUAUCAAUGUCAGAGCUGGAACAUGCUACACACAACUUCAGUCAAAGUAAUAUCGUUGGUGAAGGUCGAUUUGGUUUAGUCUAUAAAGGACUACUUCAAGAUGGAGCUAUUGUGGCAAUCAAAAGAUGUUUAAAUACCUCGGUUCAUGUUUUCCUUCGUGAGGUAAAGCAAAUAGCUCAAGUCAGCCACAGGCAUCUUGUCAAGCUUGUUGGUUAUUGUGAAGAUGGUCACCAGCAGUUUCUAGUCUAUGAUUAUAUUCCUAAUGGAAAUGUUGGAAAUCACCUAUAUGAUAGUGAAGGUUCACCAACUGGAAAACUAAACAUGCGGCAAAGGUUAUUGAUUGCUCUAGGUGCAGCCAAAGGAAUUGAAUAUCUUCACAGUUUGGCUCCUCCUCUCCUGCACAUGCAUUUCAGAAGUAGUAAUGUUCUUCUAGAUGACAAUUUUACAGCCAAAGUUUCUGAUUAUGGAUUGUCCAAAUUGGUGUCUGAGGAUCAAUUUUACGCAUCAUCUUCAGCCAUUGACUGCUUUCUUGAUCCAGAGUUGUCCGCAUCAAAGAAAUUUUCAGUGCAAAGCGAUGUGUAUAGCUUUGGGGUCUUCCUACUGGAGUUGACUAGUGGACGUGAAGCACUUUGGAUGGAUGAGUCAAACUCAGAGCCAACGUUAAUCAUGCAGGCCAAGGAUUCCGACAAUCUAGUCAAUUUUGUCGAUGAAACCUUAGGGGACAGGUCAAUGCGUGGUGCAAAACAGAUAGUGGAGUUAGCAUUACAAUGUAUUGAGAUUAGUCCCCGAAGACCAUCCAUGAAAAGCAUCGUUGAAGAGCUAGAACGAAUUCAGGAGAAAGAAAUUGGCCGUUUAAUUUUUGAAUCAGCUGAGGAGAUUGGUGCAGUAACACUUGGAAGCGAGCUCUUCAAAUGAGCUCUGCUUGCCAUUGUAUG
Durio zibethinus is the source of this 1518-nucleotide messenger RNA. RefSeq names its product putative serine/threonine-protein kinase PBL28. NCBI's taxonomy places the organism in Eukaryota, Viridiplantae, Streptophyta, Magnoliopsida, Malvales, Malvaceae. The record is from RefSeq and is a predicted model, not a curated record. Gene Ontology annotation, biological process: protein phosphorylation. Gene Ontology annotation, molecular function: protein kinase activity; ATP binding.